Messenger RNA from Acomys russatus (golden spiny mouse), 956 nucleotides. RefSeq names its product von Hippel-Lindau tumor suppressor (gene Vhl). The transcript is spliced from 3 exons. Lineage: Eukaryota; Metazoa; Chordata; Mammalia; Rodentia; Muridae. Bases 49 to 606 code for a protein of 185 amino acids. The record is from RefSeq and is a predicted model, not a curated record.
GCGUCGCCCACGUCCAGCUUGCGAAUCCGGAGGCGAAGAGUUCCAUUAAUGCCCCGGAAGGCAGGUAGUCUAGAGGAGGUGGCCGGGGAGCCGAGCCCUGCGGAGAUGGAGGCCGAGCGGCCGCGGCCGGUGCUGCGCUCGGUGAACUCGCGUGAGCCCUCUCAGGUCAUCUUCUGCAACCGCAGCCCGCGCGUCGUGCUGCCCUUGUGGCUCAACUUCGACGGCGAGCCCCAGCCCUACCCGACGCUGCCACCGGGCACCGGCCGCCGCAUCCACAGCUACCGAGGUCAUCUUUGGCUCUUCCGGGAUGCGGGGACCCACGAUGGACUUCUGGUUAACCAAACGGAACUGUUUGUGCCAUCCCUCAACGUUGAUGGACAGCCUAUUUUUGCCAACAUCACAUUGCCAGUGUACACGCUGAAAGAGCGGUGCCUUCAGGUUGUGCGAAGCCUGGUCAAGCCUGAGAACUACAGGAGGCUGGACAUUGUCAGGUCGCUCUAUGAAGAUUUGGAAGACCACCCAAAUGUGCAGAAGGACAUACGGCGGCUGACCCGAGAGCACCUUGAAAAUCAGCCCCUGGGAGAGGAGCCUGAAGGAGUCCAUUGAGAUUAGCGGUCCUGAAUUUCAGCCUUGAUGGUUCUCAGUCUUGAUUGACACAUAGGACAGGUCACUUGCUUUCAGUUUUAAAAUGUCUCACUCUUGGAGUAAAACAUACUCCAUUACAUAAAAAGAAGGUUUAACUAAUGUCACCGGGCUUUGUGGUGCUUAAGGAUAAACAUGCAAAGUGCCACCGAAGUUGCCCUUUCUAGAAGCGCUCAUCCGAGGAAGGGUUUCAGUUUGCUUCCUGCUAAGUCUGGAAGUUCAGUGUAGGGUGUUUGUGUAAGCUCUUCAGUGGGGGUUGCAGUGUGUCCUUUAAUUUGGAGAGUGCAGCAGCAUUUGAACAGAGGGCGCCCGCC